Molecule: messenger RNA, 4614 nt
Organism: Acanthaster planci (crown-of-thorns starfish)
Lineage: Eukaryota; Metazoa; Echinodermata; Asteroidea; Valvatida; Acanthasteridae
Source: RefSeq, a predicted model, not a curated record
GGGUGUAGCUACUUUCGUCGAUUCUGUACGUCCGAACUAAAAGUUAAAAAUUUGAAAUUAAUUUGCUCUAGCACACAAGGUGGAUGGUGACCACAUUUUACUGGAAUUUGAGGAUUUCGGCCACACAAUCUCAUAAAAAUAUUUCCAAACCUUCAUUCGAAAAGCCCUCUACGUCUUGGCGAAAAUGUCCCCGUUUCCUAUCGGACGAGAAAGCAUGUACAGUAGGUCGCCAUUUUCGCGCACCAAACGAUCAACUGACUGCACUACACUGCCCGGACACGUACAUCCACAUACAUUCACUCACACAGUAGGCCUACAGCUGCAGUCAGCAGAGUACAGCGGCCGCGAAAGUAUACGCGAAGGAGGUGAUGGAGCGCCAAUUGUACAAACAAGCAUGGUAUAAAAGUGGAUGUUCCAAUUGUUCCUUCUGAUUGGUCAAAAUGUUCCAGUUUUUGUUUCGACUCGAGGAUCGGGGGAAUUGGUUUGCAGCAAAGGGGGUCAGAUUUUCAGUCUUGAGACUAUAUUAGUAUUACUAAAGAAAAAGAAAGAAGGCCACAAAUAUGAGAAUACUGAAAAUUUAUGAGUUUUCAUUCUACCGUGAACUGGAAUCCUAUCACGCCAGCACUGAAUUAUUCAACGUGUACUGACUGCCUCUAUGUACAAUUUCUCAAGGCUCGCCUUAGUGGUGGAGCUUCAGUCGACGACCUAACACGCGCUGAGGAUGAGAUCUCCGAAAUUACCCUUUAAUAGACAUAACUGUGAUCAAGUUUUUGUUUUCUUUCAAAAACUGUAAUUUUGUGUUAUCUUUUCUGUUUCCAAUUGCCAUGUUCAUGUUGGAUACAGUCUGCGUGAAUGACUUAAUUUUUCAACUUUUGAAUGCUUUUUAACGGAGAUUUGCUUCACCAUCGUUUCAUCUACAGUAUAGAAAACUACAUUCGGAGAAAAAUCUUCUUUUAAAUUAUAUGUAGUCUACGUGUAGUAUGAGCACAAAGCAUGGGCUGUGGCAAUUUUUUUUCUGUAUGGCGGAGCACAAUAACCAAAAGUUGAAGGUAGGACACACAAUGACCUCACUGUCGUGCUGUUUACAAUGGCCUCACUGUCGUGCUGUUUACAGUGGCCUCACUGUCGUGCUGUUUACAAUUAAUGGCCUCACUGUCGUGCUGUUUACAAUUAAUGGCCUCACUGUCGUGCUGUUUACAAUGGCCUCACUGUCGUGCUGUUGUGUAUCUUUCUUUGCAUUACUGCCCCCAUAUUAUGCUAAAUGCAUGGUGAAAGGUUAUCAGUAUGCCAGCACUCUCCGGUGAUAUGAACUAGCACAAUGCUAUCUGGCGCAUACACACACCGUAGAUUACUGAAUGAUCUAACCUGUACAGUAGCCGAGACUCACCAAAGUACAUGACAGCUUAUCAAUAGAAGUGUGUACAGUUAGCUACUCAGCCUUACAAUGAUAGGAAUAAGAUACUCGUACAUCUGCUACCUCCUAUAUGCCCCGAGCUGGACCAAGAGAGAGUGCAGUUUUCCUGGCAACGGAGACUCCUUUGCUAGUGACUGCGCAUCGCAGCCGCGCUGGUUUCACAAAAUCCGGUCGCCUCACUACCAACAAAAUCAGCACUCCCGGACCAACAUGGCUCUUUUUAACUGUCAGGUUGUAAUGGCUCUUGCAAAGCUGCUGGAGCUUCGACCAGACGAGGACGACUUUGAACCGGCGAACACCCCUCCUCCACCUAGCCAAGCAACCAGCUGCUCUGGUAGAAGACCGCUAUCCAGUAAGUCGUCAGAGAGGAACAGAACACCCAAGAUACGCGAUCUCAACAUUUCUAACAGGGGGUUUCAGCAGAAAAAUAGUCAUCGGUGUCAAAAAAGGCGUCGUCUGACGUACAAGGCUAAGAUAAGCCUGUCCCAGUUACUGAAGCAUCGUUCUGACGAAGAUGACUUUGAGCAAGAGAACGUGAGGUUCAGAUACACCCAACAAAGGCAUCCAGGAGCACACAGCAACCAGCCUCAGCCCUCGAAGGAAUAUAACCAGACUAACCGUUCAUUGGGAAAACAAAAGGAGGGACAACCGAGACUGAAACUCAUCCAGCGACUCAAGAAACUGAGCGCACACCAUGAGAACAUUCAGUUUCUUUCAGACCAGUGGUUUUUGGAUUACAUAGAAGAUCUUUGUCGCAGAAGGGGUCACUGCCCUUGCGGGCAGAAGCGACUUCGCUAUUACUACCACAUCCAGAACCGCAGAACGGAGCGCCGCAUGCAUGUCGGAUCCACCUGCAUCCUGUACUUCAGAAAGCGCUACGAGAAAACAAUCCCCAUCGCAGAAUCCGACAACAAUGUCGAGUCAGGAUUCGCACUUGGUUCCGAUUCCCAAGCUGGGCAACGCUGUGAGUUUGUGACACCUCUUGCAGCUCCUGAAAAUUCUAGCACCGGUGGUGUUAACAAGAUCCCACAUAAGGAUAGAGGUAAAAAGAUAAUUCUGAGUAAAAGCAAACGAAGCUGGAUCAGACUGUUCUAAAAGUCUUUCAGGCCAAGUGCUGUCGCUGGUGUCAGGUCACCUUGUAUUCUUGAAUCCUUGACUGCUGAAAUCAAAGACUUGGUGACAUCCCAGCAAUGUUUGUUGUGGACAUAUAUAAGCCCUAUAUUUCUGAACGAAAUACAACAGAAAGCAUAGAAAUUGUUUAUUUCAAGAUCAACAUAUCUUUUCAAUGUUUAAGCCACCGAAGUUUGAGGGCUUGGGUGGUUCAUUUUUAGUUCCACUUAUUCUGUUACGAAAUGAUACUGGAAAAGGCAUUUUGGAAGUAUAGCAUGUUCCAUAAUAUAUUGCAGCUUGAAAUUAAUGCUACUGCAUUUUUUUCAAUAAUGUUAAUCUUACACAAUACUCAAAAACUAAUAGAUAUUUAUGUAGUUUCAAGGAGACUUAGAUAUUGAACUAGCUUUUUGUAAUUGUGAACUAUUGCAUUUGGGGAACUUGGGUGGCACAUUUUUAUGUAUUCUUAAAUGAUAAAGGAACUGGCAUUUUUGGAAGACAUGUAUAUAAUCAAGUUUGAUACGGUUUUGUACCUUGAUAUGUAUCGUGAAUGCUACCAAAUACACGUACUUUACUUGGUUCAAAAUUGGCUAGUUGGAAUUUGUUAUACAGAUAGGUUUAAAAAGUAGCUUGUCAGAAAAAACGCAGACUCUAUGAACAUCUCUAAACGAUUCAUUUUGACCCCGUGUGAGGAUAGUUAGGCACAGCUCUUUAAUCAUGGGUACACACUGAAUGCCAUUCAAACAUUGCAAAACGGGAAGACUAAUCCUGACAAAUUUUUAAUACAGUUUAACAUUAGAAUAUACUGCUCCAGCUCUUUUUGAAGAGGGACAAACUAACAGUUAAUGUGUGCUUGCAAAAUGCAAUCAUUUCAGGAUUGUAUCACGUCAGAACAUUCUAAUAAUUCAGUGUUACAUUAAGAAAGACCGAACUUGUACAGUGAGUUAUUCUUUGGAAACAAAAUUAAAUUGUCUUAUCUAUUAAACACUUCUCCAAACACAUUUGUACUAUGAGUCUGUAAACAUGUUCAAUGCUAAACGUGUUUAGAGUUUUAUGGAAUAGCGUUUAGCCAUUGGAUUGGUGGUUAAGAAUUGGACACCAAAUGUUUAGCAUUCAAACAUGUACACAAAGAGAAUGACUGUGUUUGAUUGCUAAACACAGUGUUUGAAGUGGAGCUAAAAUUUGCCAAACAAAUCAAGCAUUAGUAACUACAAUGUUUAUAUAAAACACAAGAUUUUUUUCAAGAAAAUAGUAUUACAUUUUUUAAAUUGAUGUUUUUACUCUAUUUUAGUACCUUCGCAAGAAAAAGGUAUACCUAUGCCCACAAAACUCAAUGUGUAUGAAACAUUGCUGUAUUUUAGUUUGAUUUCUCUAAACUGCCGAGUUUUCGAUUUGGCAAAACCUUUGAUUAUAUUUUAAGCCUAACGUAAAAUAUCAAAGUCAAAACAUAGCCCAAAAGUAAAAGGUUUAAUCAAGCUAACAGAAAACUUCAUGUACGGUGCUGGUGUAUUUUAUAGCAGAGCGGGAGAAGUGUUGUCACUUCUCAGUUGUCAAUUUUAAACGUAGCGAAACCUCAUUGUUUGCUUUAAAAAAAAAAAGGGAAAUAUCAAAAAUCCUUUCCAGGAGCGCUGGGUUUGGUCUUGAGCCUUUAUCGUGGAUGUCUGGCAAAUCAGACUAAGGAUUUUUAUUUAAUUUACCCCCACAAUGACCAAUUCCGUGUAUUUUACAAUCUACAAUGACAACUGCUCUUUUAAUUUAAUACUUAAGAACAUUUCUGAUAAAAAAUGUCAUUCCCCAUUAUAUAUCAUGGGCAUGUUACAUAAGUUCGGGCAUAAAAUGAAUGAUUCAUUCGUCACCAAAUCUCCAGACGAAACGAGCAUGUCAAAAAGGUCCAUUCGGACUCGAUGAAAAACGGACAGUGAUUGCGACCAUUAUGACAACUAACGGGAACACAGGAGGUUGGGGUUCAUGUUGGGGCGUAUCUGUCUUUGAUUCUCAGAGGGUCAAUCAAAAGUAUACACAAAAUUUGCGUUAAAAAUAUACAUGUUGAAAACGCACAAGGCUUAAUAAAAUGAUGCUAAGUGUUAAUGUAA